Saccharomyces kudriavzevii IFO 1802 is the source of this 2271-nucleotide messenger RNA. It is a transcript of the gene DSL1, whose product is annotated as Dsl1p. The record is from RefSeq and is a predicted model, not a curated record. Gene Ontology annotation, biological process: endoplasmic reticulum to Golgi vesicle-mediated transport; mitotic spindle assembly checkpoint signaling. Bases 1 to 2271 code for a protein of 756 amino acids. Gene Ontology annotation, cellular component: RZZ complex. Lineage: Eukaryota; Fungi; Ascomycota; Saccharomycetes; Saccharomycetales; Saccharomycetaceae. The transcript has a single exon.
AUGGAAUCUCUUUUUGAUGAUAAAGAGGAGAUCAUACGCGAAUUACGGAAGGAUCCUUUGAUAAUUAAAGAUGACAACCAAAUGGUCAAUGGCAGCGGGCUAGAACUCGAUUCCAAUGACUUACUGCAACAAGAAGCACUCCUAGCUAAUGAGUUGAAUACAUUAGAUAACUUGAAGACACUUUCAAUUCUCAUAACAGAAGUCAAAACUAAUCUAGACCUAUUGGAGCUAAGAAAUUGCUACUAUUCGCUACAAUCAUUGCGGAAAAAGAUGCGUAAUAAUACGGCUUUCAUAAAGCAGAGCUUCAACUUUCAGCAAUCCAUAUCCUCAUAUGUUGACACCUUACAUUUAGAACUUGUUACUGCAUUGUAUACAAUCCUCACCGGAGGUUUUUGGAAGAUCACCGAGAAUACCAUUCAUUUUACGCCCACGGUGAAAUGGGGCAAAGACAAAGUCGAUAUUGGGUACGACACGUUUAUGAACUUUUUGGUUCAGCAAUAUUUUCCUCAGGGUGUCCUGGAUAAUCAAGCCUGGAUCAUUUCAGAUAUGUGCAAUGCUGAUUCUCAAGAGCAGGUAAGAACGAAAUUAUAUGCCAUUUUAAAGGACUAUAUGCAUCUAUCCAGUGUUGUAAACAUGAUCAAAAGUUCAAUUUUCAUACCUGGGAGACAGAUUUCAUAUGAUCGUGAGGAAGGUAUGCUUAUAUUCUCCAAAUCUUCGUCGCACGGCCAGAAUAAUGUCUCCACUGCCUUAGCGAGUUUUGAAACUGUAUGUGAUUUUAUAUUAGAUCGAUUAGCUUUGAGAGACAUGAAGACUUUAAGUUUUGAGCUAGGACACUUAUUUAACACGGAGUUUACCAAAUUCGUCAAAAAUAAUGCAUCAAUAAUUUUGGACUCACUAGAUUCACCACUCAAAGUCCUGGUUUCUGCGACAAAUAACAAAUUGAUUAGGUUGGCUUCGGAAUCUAAAGUCACUAAUUGGUCGUAUUCCGGGAAAGAGAUUCAAGAUUUGUUGAUGAAUAAACAAUUGUAUUAUAAUUUAUUACUGGAUAAAAUUCUUGAAUCGCAUAUUAAUGACAUAAGAAAUAUAUUUGAAGAUCCAAAUAAGAGUUGGCAAGUUUUAGAGACAGUUGGGCUCCAACGUACUUCUAGCAGGAUUGAUACGAUAAGCGAGAAUACAGUGAAUAACAAGGAUAGACAAGAAGGGAAUGAACAACGCACCACGGCACCCAAAGACGAUGAUUGGAACUGGGAGGUAGAUGAUGAUGCUGAUGCCUGGGGUGAUGAAAUUAACGUAGAUGUUGAUGAGGAGGAGGAAAAUAUAACACAAGGGAUGGAAAAAGAACCGGAAGUAGAAGAAAAUGCUUGGGACGAAGCGUGGGCAAUCGACGAAGACGAUAAUGUAGAUGACGCUCCCCUUGCAAAUAAGAAGAAACCGUCGAAGGUUCAUAAUAUAGCAUCAUUCAGUGAAGGCGGUAUUGAAGUUACGCAGUUACCAAAACUGUUUUUGACAAUUUCACAAAAUUUCAAAAGUUCUUUUACAGAUAGCCACGUUGAUGAGCAAUACUUUGCAUACAAAUAUAACCUUUUGCAGACAUCAUACGUGGCUAUGUGCACAGCUAAUAUUUCACACAAUUGGUGUCAAUUAUAUGUGGAUAUGAGGUAUCUAAUAGAAGAAGAUGAAAAACUAUAUAGGAUAAAGGAAUUGACAAGAAACUUGCUGGAAACUAAAUUGAACAUGAAGUAUCGUACUGUUUUCAAGCUAAUCGAGCUUCAGCUAUCUCAAUUUCGUGAAAAUGAAAGGAACCCAUCAUGGGAUACCACCAUGGAAAAACUCCUACCAUAUAUCUUGAAGGAAAUCAUCUAUCCGCUAGAGAAAAUAAAAGGUGAAGAAGGCACCCGUUAUUUAUUAUCCUUCCUGAACUUCUUGUACAACGAUUGCGUGACAAAUGAAAUUUUGAAGUGGCAGAUAAUCUCUGAGGUCAAUUCAGAAAAUUUAGGUGAGCUUGUGUCGUUACUAGUAGACAAUACUGAAAUACAAUUCUUAACAAACGAACGCAGUUACAAGAAUAUGAGAGAGAAGUUCGCGACAACGGGCAAGUUUCUACCUUUGCAUUUGAAGGAAAUCAUGGAAAUGUUUUAUAAUGGUGACUUUUAUCUUUUUGCAACUGGUGAGCUUAUUCAGUGGAUAGAAUUAUUAUUUGCUGAUACACCUCUACGGAGGAAUGCUAUUGAUGAUAUCCAUGAAAUCAGGGGUGCUACUCUAGAUGAUUAA